Molecule: messenger RNA, 3224 nt
Organism: Octodon degus (degu)
Lineage: Eukaryota; Metazoa; Chordata; Mammalia; Rodentia; Octodontidae
Gene: Tex10
Product: testis expressed 10
Exons: 11
Coding region: 226-2619 (797 amino acids)
Cellular component (GO): nucleus; MLL1 complex
Source: RefSeq, a predicted model, not a curated record
GUCACGUGAGCGCAGCGCGGCGGGGGAGGGGCCCUUAUUUCCGGGCGGCGGAAGGAGACGCGGCCGCGUGAGGGCCAGGCGAUUUGAAAACACGCUCCGAGAGCCAGUGGCGCAGGCCGGUGGCGCACCUUGUCACCCCGUGGGCUUCCCCUCGCACGCUCUUCGCGUUGGCCUCCGCGCCCAGGUUCCGGGCGGGGCCUCAGAACUCACAUAUAUAACUCAAAAAUGACCAAAAAACGGAAACGCCAAGAUGACUUUCAAAAAGUAAAACUAAAAGUUGGUAAAAAGAAGCCCAGAUUAGAAAAUGCUACCAUUACAAACUUUAAAACAAAGAGUAUACAUCUGCCUGAGCAACUCAAAGAGGAUGCAGCACUUCCAACAAACAAUAGAAAACUUAACAUAAAGGAUUUGCUGUCACAGAUGCAUCACUACAAUGCUGGGGUUAAACAAAGUGCUCUUCUUGGACUUAAAGACCUUUUGUCUCAGUACCCAUUUAUAAUUGAUGCACACCUUUCAAACAUAUUAAAUGAAGUGGCUGCUGUGUUUACAGAUAAAGAUGCUAAUGUACGAUUAGCAGCAGUUCAACUUCUUCAAUUCCUGGCCCCCAAAAUACGAGCUGAACAAAUUUCUCCAUUUUUUCCUUUGGUAAGUGCCCAUCUCUCUAGUGCCAUGACUCACAUUACUGAAGGAAUUCAGGAGGACUCUUUAAAAGUUUUGGACAUUCUGCUGGAGCAGUACCCAACUCUAAUUACUGGCCGUAGCAGUAUAUUGCUUAAGAAUUUUGUAGAACUUAUUUCUCAUCAGCAGCUGUCCAAAGGACUGGUAAAUAGAGACAGAUCCCAGUCCUGGAUACUUUCUGUAAAUCCUAAUCGGAGACUCACUUCUCAGCAAUGGAGGCUAAAAGUCUUAGUGAGACUCAGUAAAUUCCUUCAGGCCUUGGCAGAUGGAUCCAGUAGGUUGAGAGAAAGUGAAGGACUUCAGGAACAAAAAGAAAAUCCCCAUGCCACUAGCAACUUCAUUUUUAUCAACUGGAAGGAACAUGCCAACGACCAGCAACACAUCCAGGUUUAUGAAAAUGGGGGUUCACAGCCAAAUGUCAGUUCACAGUUCAGGCUACGGUAUUUGGUUGGAGGACUAGGUGCUGUGGAUGAAGGCCUGUCAUCGCCUGAAAACCUGAAAGGAUUUAUUGAGAUAAUAAUUCCAUUGCUGAUCGAAUGCUGGAUUGAAGCUGUGCCUCCACAGCUAGCUGCUUCUGUUGGAAAUGGUAUAGAGCGAGAACCUCUACAGGUUAUGCAGCAAGUACUUAAUAUUAUUUCUCUUUUGUGGAAACUCUCUAAACAACAUGAUGAAACACAUAAAUUGGAGUCAUGGCUUCGAAAGAAUUACCUUAUUGAUUUCAAACAUCACUUUAUGAGUCAUUUUCCAUAUGCCUUAAAAGAAAUAACCAAACACAGAAGGAAAGAUAUGAACAAAAGGAUUUUUAUGUUAAUCAUCAGUGUGUGCUUUGCCGUAGGAACAAAGAAAAAGUACUAUGCAUUUAGUGGAAUUUGGGGGCAGUUGAAGAAAUAUUUUCAGUUCACAUACAAGACCAUUUUGUUUUUAGAGGUUUCAGAGGCUCUCAUCAAAGCAGUAUAUACGUUAUAUCAGCAGAGGGGCCUUGUCCUUCCAGUUCGGACUUUGUUGCUAAAGUUUUUCAGUAAAAUCUACCAGAAGGAAGAACUGAGAUCUUACAGACUCAGAUACCGUAGUAAAGUAUUAUCCCGUUGGCUGGCUGGUUUACCAUUGCAACUUGCUCAUCUUGGCUCCCGGAAUCCUGAGCUCUCAACACAGCUGAUUGAUAUCAUUCAUACUGCUGCAGCACGAGCAAAUAAAGAACUACUAAAAAGUUUACAAGCUACUUCACUCCGAAUUUAUGGGUUUUCCAAAGAGGAGUUGACUUGGCUUCAGAGCCUUCGAGGAGUUCCUCAUGUUGUCCAGACACAGCUUUCUCCUGUGCUUCUCUACCUUACAGACUUGGAUCAGUUUUUACACCAUUGGGAUGUAACAGAGGCAGUUUGUCACAGUUUAUUGGUUAUCCCUGCUCGAAGUCAAAGCUUCGACAUUCUGCAAAGUGCCAUCAGUAAGCAUCUGGUUGCAUUGACUGUAAUUCCUGAUAGCACAGCUGGCUGUAUUUUUGGUGUCAUCUGUAAGCUCCUGGAUCAUACCUGUGUAGUUAGUGAAAGUCUACUGCCAUUUCUGGCUUCAUGUUGCUACACCCUUCUUUAUUUUCUGCUUACUCUAGAGAAAGGGGAACCUGAACAUCUAAAGAAGAGGGACAAGCUGUGGGGGGCCUGUGUCUCCAUUCUGGGUCUCCUGCCUCGAGUCCUUAGGCUGAUGCUGCAGAGCCUACGGGUGAACAGAGUUGGACCUGAGGAGCUGCCUGUUGUUGGCCAACUGCUUCGCCUGCUGCUUCAGCAUGCUCCCCUAAGGACUCACAUGUUGACUAAUGCCAUCUUGGUACAGCAGAUCAUCAAGAAUAUCACUGUAAGAAGCAAGUUGUCAAGCAUUUGUAUUGUUACUGUGGGAGUAGGUUCAUGGGAUGGGUGGGGGACUGCUUUGGGGAGAGUGGGGCUCCUGUGACUACUGAAAUUAAGCCCAGUGUGGUCAUUUCUUAAAGCUUCCCCUACUGUCUAGGUUUUGCCUCUGUGACUUAACCAAAGGGAUGCUUCAUGAUUCUAAAGCAGGUUUUUUUUUAAGCCUUAAAAUUCUCAAACUGAACAAAGGUGGCACUUUGGUUGGAAAAGUACAGGCAUCACAGUUGUUCCUACUGGUACUGUAGUUAGACUUUAUUACUUGUGAUAGCCUGGCAAGUUCUUUUUAUCUAAUCAAACUUGUUUUCCUAUCUAUACCAAUGGAAAUCAUUCCUUUUUUUUGCAUUAUUUUUAGGUUUGGCAACCAUUAAAUGGGAUUGUCCGAGUAAGGUGUUUAAUGCAUGUGAUACUUACUGAGUGCACCCAUUCACCUAUUAGGUGUCAACUCCAAGCUAACUUCAAAUCAUUAAUUCAUUAGGUAGUAAGAUAAAAUCAGAAGAAUACAAUUGGACAGCCUCAGGCUUUGCCUACUAGUUGGCUUGCUGCCUUUGGCUGCUCUGUCUUUUGUGGGGCAGCUUUGUUGGAUUCCUGGUGUUUUGGGUUUUAAAGGGUAAAGAAAUGUUUUCUGUAACUGCUCAUGGGUGUUUUUCUUUU